UAAAAAAAAAAAACAGAGCAAAAAUGACAACGAGGACACAUACAUACAUGUCAAGAAGGUUGUUGGUGGCGCUGAUGACCCAACCGUGCACAUUAGCAGCGCCACCUCCACCCGCCACUAUCUCCCGCCGCCCUGCUAUCCUACGCCGCCCACCACCUCCUUCAUUCUCCCAACGCUUCAUCACAAUGACCACCAACAACCAAGACCACCUCGAUGACUUGUUCAAGCAAAAACGGAUGCUCCGAACUAAGGUCCGGAAGGCCCUCAAGUCAAUGGACCCAGUACUCAGAUCCCAGGAAGAUGAUGCGAUUCAGAGGAUUGUGUUGGAAGCUCCAUGGUUUAAGUCUAGUGAGAGAUUGUGUGCUUAUAUAAGCUGUGCUGCUUUGCGUGAAGUUGAUACUUCUAAAGUGUUGGGUGAGAUUCUAAAGAGUAAAGAUGGUGAUGUGCAAGUGAGGAAAAAGCUUUAUGUGCCGCGUGUGGAGGACAAGAAUAGUCACAUGAGAAUGCUCAACAUUUCGAGUGUUGAUGAUCUGGUUGCGAAUUCGAUGGAUAUUUUAGAACCGGCUGCAGUGGAUGCUGAUGGAAAUGAACGCGAAGAUGUUUUACAGGCAAGUGAUCCAGUUGAUUUGUUCCUCUUACCAGGACUAGCAUUUGACAGAUCUGGGAGACGUUUGGGUCGAGGCGGAGGUUAUUAUGAUACUUUUCUGAGGAACUACCAAGAGCUUGUGAAGGCACGCAAUUGGAAGCAACCCCUCCUUGUUGCAAUGUCGUAUUCUCCACAGAUAGUGGAUGAAGGAGUUAUAUCGGUCACCCAACAUGAUGUUCCAGUUGAUGCUCUUGUGUCCUCAGCUGGUGUGAUUCCGAUCAGCACAGCUGCCAUAGAAACGAUGAAACUUUGAUAAGAACCUUGAAGCUUUCUUUCUAGAUGGAUCCUCACAAAGUUGGACUCUCUUUGCCCCGUGAUCUGUAAAAGGAAAUCAGACCAGUAUGCUUGAGAUACAGGACUUGGUGAUGUUAAUUGAAGAGGUGAAAGUUCUGAUCUGCUGUGGUUGAGAGGUCAGGCUGAUUCCAGCACCUUUAGUCUAAUACAUAUAGAGCACAGUUUCUACCACCUUUAGGUCAUGCUAUUGAUUUGUAUUAUUUGGAACACAGAAUUUAGAGAAAACUUUGUUUUUAGGAUGAAUAUGUUCUUCCUUUGUGCCUUUGUCACUUUUGUCUUCUUUAAGAUAAAACCCGUAUUAUUCUGUACUAGUUCCAUCAGUGUUUUGGGAACAAUUGCAUGUAAGGUGAUGUAGUUGGAUUAGAUUUACCUAUGGGCCAAGGUCCUUUUGAAUUCUCAAAUGAAGCUUGAACUCUAAUUGGUUUUUA
Messenger RNA from Rosa rugosa (rugosa rose), 1368 nucleotides. Its product is annotated as 5-formyltetrahydrofolate cyclo-ligase, mitochondrial-like. The transcript has 8 exons. Gene Ontology annotation, biological process: folic acid-containing compound biosynthetic process; tetrahydrofolate interconversion. The record is from RefSeq and is a predicted model, not a curated record. Bases 24 to 899 code for a protein of 291 amino acids. Lineage: Eukaryota; Viridiplantae; Streptophyta; Magnoliopsida; Rosales; Rosaceae. Gene Ontology annotation, molecular function: 5-formyltetrahydrofolate cyclo-ligase activity. Gene Ontology annotation, cellular component: mitochondrion.